Pelobates fuscus (common spadefoot toad) is the source of this 1392-nucleotide messenger RNA. RefSeq names its product PR/SET domain 12 (gene PRDM12). The record is from RefSeq and is a predicted model, not a curated record. Gene Ontology annotation, cellular component: nucleus. The coding region runs from base 163 to 1230 and encodes 355 amino acids. The transcript has 5 exons. Gene Ontology annotation, molecular function: histone methyltransferase binding. Gene Ontology annotation, biological process: regulation of gene expression; neurogenesis. NCBI's taxonomy places the organism in Eukaryota, Metazoa, Chordata, Amphibia, Anura, Pelobatidae.
AGAGACAGACACUGCACAGUUGGGUCUCUCCACCUAAACACAUCACUUCCAGUCUGCUUUUCUCUUUGUUGAUAACCCAAGGUUAUUCUGGAAACCCUAAGCUCCUGAGAGCAACCAGAACAAGCUAGUUACACUGUGCCAGUUGAUCUAAGACCUCUCCACAUGAUGGGUUCUGUGCUCCCAGCAGAAGCCUUGGUGCUGAAGAGUGGACUGAAGCAAUCAAGCCUGUCCCUGGCUGAAAUGAUCACCUCUGACAUCCUUCACAGCUUCCUCUAUGGUCGCUGGAGGAAUGUCCUUGGGGAACAGUUGUUUGAAGAAAAGAAUAACCACAGCAGCCCCAAAACUGCCUUCACAGCAGAGGUCCUGGCACAGUCCUUCUCUGGAGAGGUCCAAAAACUCUCCAGCCUGGUGCUGCCUUCUGAAGUUAUCAUAGCCCAGAGCUCCAUCCCUGGAGAAGGCUUGGGCAUCUUCUCCAAGACCUGGAUCAAAGCUGGCACCGAGAUGGGACCAUUCACUGGGAGGGUCAUCUCACCUGAGCAUGUGGACCUGUGCAAGAACAACAACCUAAUGUGGGAGGUAUUUAAUGAAGAUAGCACUGUGCGUUACUUCAUUGACGCCAGCCAGGAGGACCACCGCAGUUGGAUGACAUACAUUAAGUGUGCGCGUAAUGAACAGGAGCAGAACCUGGAGGUGGUACAGAUUGGGAACAGCAUCUUCUACAAAGCCAUAGAGACUAUCCCGCCAGAUCAGGAAUUGUUGGUUUGGUAUGGAAACUCUCAAAGCAGUUUUCUUGGAAUCCCAGGAGUCCCAGGCAUGGAAGAGGAACAGAAGAAGAAUAAGCAUGAUGAGUUUGGGGGUGUGGAUACUUCAGGACCAACAAUGAGUGGUCGCAUGCGUUGUGUGAUCUGUCACCGUGGUUUCAAUUCUCGCAGCAAUCUUCGGUCUCACAUGCGGAUCCACACAUUGGACAAGCCCUUCGUCUGUCGCUUCUGCAACCGCAGAUUUAGUCAGUCCUCUACUCUACGUAACCAUGUUCGUCUACACACAGGGGAACGUCCUUAUAAGUGCCAGGUUUGCCAGAGUGCCUACUCACAACUGGCAGGACUUCGAGCUCACCAGAAGAGUGCUCGUCACCGCCCGCCCAGCAGCUCAAUGCAGGCUCACUCCCCUAACUUGCCAGUCCCACACCCAGCCUCACUGGCACAUCACAUCCCUACUAUGGUACUUUGAAGGCAGCACAAUAAUCACUAUCCAUUGGUCUCAAGGCCAGGCUUACAUAUGGACAUUUCUGUAUACCUAGGUCUGGGGCUGUGGUGGUUUAAGCUGUUGGUCUAUUUUGCAGAUGGGCUCUUGUACCUACAAAGUUUGACACUGCCAACCAAAACAUGUCAC